Molecule: messenger RNA, 1979 nt
Organism: Anolis carolinensis (green anole)
Lineage: Eukaryota; Metazoa; Chordata; Lepidosauria; Squamata; Anolidae
Gene: nkg7
Product: natural killer cell granule protein 7
Exons: 5
Coding region: 184-699 (171 amino acids)
Cellular component (GO): plasma membrane
Source: RefSeq, a predicted model, not a curated record
CUUGUCAACAAUUUUUUGGAAAGAGGUGGGCACUACCAUGCUGGAGCAUAGCAGGAGGAUGUCCGUCUUUGGGUAGAAGACCUGGCACAGCAUGUCAAAUUCAUCCUGCGGACAAGAAGGAGGGAAGGAAGGCCAGAACUCAUCCCAAAGACAGUUGAGACACUCAUCUUGACCUUUUCAAGGAUGUUGGCUUGCAGAGUCUUCAGCAUGGUGCUGACAGCCACUAGCUUGGUCCUCCUGCUGAUGGCAUUGAUCACGGAUUACUGGCUAGUGGCUUAUGGUACAAAUGAUAUUGUGCACAGCGGGCUCUGGAAAUGGUGCAGAGAUGGAAACUGCUUUGUUCCAGAGGUGACUUUUGACUACAUUGUAGCCACACGGGCAUUCUUGAUCAUGGCAUGUCUGAUGUCCCUAGCUGCGAUCAUCGCUCACAUUGCCUUCUUUGCACCCUGUGAUUGUGGUAUUUUGGACAAGCCCUUCUUUGCUUUGGUGGCUGCCUUCACAGCUGGACUCUUCACUCUCAUAGCUGUUGCUGUAUUCACUGCUGAGUCCUGGGGCAAGAAUGAGAACCCCCAAAUCCAGCUCACUUUCGAAUGGUCUUUCUACCUUGCCUGGGGAGCAUUUCCCAUGCUACUGCUGGCUGGUAUAUUCAGCCUUGUUGUCCAGCUGUGCUCUUCACGUUCCGGCUACAACAAUCUUUGAACGCUUGGACCCCAAAAUACAAUGGCAACUGUGCAGUGAAGCCACAGUGCAAAUCACUGGCAUCCAUAGCAAUUUGUCUCAAGAAAACUUUGGAGUAUUCACCCCACUUUACCCCUGUGUUAAGGACCAGAAGUCUCUGGAUGUCAUAAAGACAUGAUCUUUGGUCCACUUUGGGUUUUUUUGUGCUUGUGUAUAGACAAGUCCUAAGGCACCAAAACUAUGUAUUUCUACUAUCUUCUGAAAGAGAAUUGAGCACUUUGGACAGCUCAUUCAAUUGUGAGAUUCAUCACCUCAAUAAUAAUAAUAAUAAUUUGCCGAUACAUCACACAGUCCUAGACACUUGGGAAGUGUCUGACGUGUGAUCCAAUGCAAUGGCCAGCAGAGUAUCUGCUGUGAACUCAUCUUGUUGUGUUUCAAAUAAUAAUAAUACCAACAACAACUUUAUUUUUGUAUCCCGCCUCCAUCUCCCCGAAGAGACUCGGUGCAGCUCACAUGGGGACAAGCCCAAACAAUAUCGAUUAAAACAUAAAACAGUAAAAUUAAAUUAUAGCCACAUAAAACAACAUAAAACAAUAUCAACAGCGAUUUAGAAGCUAAACAAUGAUAAUUACUGGAAAUUCAGUUAUUAUUGUUAUUAUUGUUAUUGUUAGUGGCUGUCACUGGCCCAAAAUACACUGGCCCAGGGUAUUUUCCUCCAUGCCAAUGAAAUCCCUCCUUAUCUGUUGUUUCUGAUCCAUUCCCAAACCACCUGCAAUGUCUUCUACACAGCAGUAGUUUUCCAGCUGCCUCGUUUUCAUUUGUAUUGGUUUGUCGACUAUGGCCUCAACUUUUUCCAAGUUCAUAAACAAUAGAUGCAUUCCAUUCUGUUCUGAAAUAUGUAUCAGUUUCCAGCUUGGGUCCUCAGAUGUUGGUCGACUUCAGCUCCCAGAAACUGCAGACAGCCUGACCUAUGAUCAAGUAUUUUGAUUGACUACUGUGUCUUUAAUUAAAGAAUUCCUGUUUCUCCUCCUUUAAAUUCUUUCAAAAUCAAAAUAACGGCAGUCAAAAUAUUACAUAUAAUAAGUAUAUGUGUUAAGAUAAUUUAAUAAUCUGUGAUUGGGAUAGGCCUGUGCCUGUUUCCUGUAGGUUACUAAUUUUUUCAUGCCAUUUCAAUAUUCAGAGAUGUUUUUAUGUGUCCUUAUUCAAAAUGUACAAUUUGUGGGAUGAACCAAUCUGGAGCUAUUGGAAAUGUUCAUGUCUUUAUAUUCUCUGAGUUGGUCUAAUAAAGAUACUUUAAUGCA